Molecule: messenger RNA, 1323 nt
Organism: Suillus subalutaceus
Lineage: Eukaryota; Fungi; Basidiomycota; Agaricomycetes; Boletales; Suillaceae
Product: mitochondrial carrier domain-containing protein
Exons: 6
Coding region: 231-1157 (308 amino acids)
Source: RefSeq, a predicted model, not a curated record
CUCUUUCCUUCGUGAACGAGAGGGUUUGAUGAACUUCAUCUGUUCACCACCUAGAUCAAUAUUAGGUUGAGAUAUAGGAGCUUCACAACGACACCUUGUUGCAAUUGCUGUAGAGAACCUCUACAAAUCCAAUUCUUCCCAAGGCUGUCACCGCUGUCGUUAACGUUCACAUUGCGGUUCACAGGUUCUGUCUUGACCAACUCAUCCCGAAUUCGAUCCUGGAAGUUACCAUGACCAGCGUUCUACCACCCUUUGUUCAGGCAGCAUCAGGCUCACUGGGAGCAGCGAGCGCCAAUGCGCUGACUUACCCACUCGAUCUCAUCACCACCCGUAUACAGGCCACAGAGAAGGGCACAUCCAUACGCAAACAGAUCCACACCUAUGGACUAUCGUCGUUAUACGAUGGCAUUGGGGCAGAUACUGGUGCUACUCUACUUUCAAGCUUUCUGUAUUACUACGUGUAUUCCUUCCUGCGAGCAGUCGUUGUUCGCGGAAAUGGGAAGUCGAAGGCAGCCAUGUUGUCUCUUCCACAGGAGCUUGCAAUUGGUUACCUAUCAGGGAUUGCUAGUAGAUCCAUCACGACACCUCUCAAUCUCAUUACGGUGCGCUUGCAGACCGCUCGAGUGAGCGAUGAUUCCUCGGCACAAGGAGGAACGUCACGGUUCACGGCAAUUUGCCAACAAAUACUUCGAGAAGAGGGGUUACGGGGAUUCUGGAAAGGGUUCUCAUCCAAUUUUGUGCUUUCGCUCAAUCCUGCGGUCACACUCUAUCUGUUCCAGCAGUACAGACGUGUGAUGCUCAAGGGGAAGGAACGUGACUCCCCACCUCCAGGCCACUCCUUCGUAGGGGGCGCGCUUGCAAAUUCCAUAGCCGUCAUUAUGUUAUACCCGCUGCUGCUCGCAAAGACUGUCGUACAAGCUUCUCGUAGAUCUAAUUCAACCAACAAUUCAUCACAGGGCGCAUCAAUACGAUCAUCACUCCAAGGAAUAUAUACCGCUGGCGGAUUCUUCGCCUUAUACCGUGGUCUCUCGGCGCAGUUGUUCAAGGGCAUACUGAGGCAAGGAACAGCUAUGAUGGUGAAACAAAGGAUCGAGCAACUGGUUGUACAGGCUUAUCUCAGACAGAGAGCACUGCGUCGCGUCCAAUAUAAGGGUUAAAUAGGCACACCCAAACGUUCUCAAGUGCCAAUGUGUAAUAUGUUUUAUCGAAUGUAAGUAUUUUCGAAAAAUAGUCAGUACGGAGGUAUCAGUAUGGUCCAAGUCCGAGUACAUUUGAAAGCCCUCUGCUUAGAAAGAGCUUAAAGAGUCAGCCACUUGGCGAGCA